Coffea eugenioides is the source of this 3060-nucleotide messenger RNA. Its product is annotated as histidine--tRNA ligase, cytoplasmic. The coding region runs from base 162 to 2804 and encodes 880 amino acids. NCBI's taxonomy places the organism in Eukaryota, Viridiplantae, Streptophyta, Magnoliopsida, Gentianales, Rubiaceae. The transcript has 7 exons. Gene Ontology annotation, molecular function: ATP binding; histidine-tRNA ligase activity. Gene Ontology annotation, cellular component: mitochondrion. The record is from RefSeq and is a predicted model, not a curated record. Gene Ontology annotation, biological process: mitochondrial translation; histidyl-tRNA aminoacylation.
CUAAUUGGCCGUAUGCUGGGUUACCCGACCUCCAAACCCCAGUCCAUAGAACCAAACACACCCUGUAAUUUCAUUCGCCGCAACCCUAGAAUUUAAAAACCCCGAGUCCUCUUCCUACCGAUCCUCCCGGCGGCAACCUGCUGGGAGAGAUUUCCGGAAACAUGGCGGCAGAGUCCUUCUUGUCUCGCGUUGUGCGCUUAGGUGGGGAAUGGCUCUCGUCGUCCUCCGUUUUCGAGUUGGCCAACGGCCUCGCUCGACUAGCUUUGGACUCCUCCGCCAUCUCCAAGCUAUCGUCGUCCGCCGGACCCGAGGUCUCGUUUUCCAUUCCCGAUGAUUUAACGAUUGAAGAGACCCGAGCCUCCGUCCUCGUCCUUUUGAAUAACCUCCUUUGCCUCUCCUCCUCCUCCGCCUUCGCUAUCACCCAGCUUUAUGAUGUCUUCCUCAACCUAGAUGAGUCUGGCCCACGCUCCUACAAGUUUCAAGAUGGUGGCGUCCCCCAGCAAAACGAUGUUGACUACUACUCCCUUGCCGCUCUCGAUGGCAUCUCCGCUCUUUUGGACCACGGCUCUUCUGCUCUUGGCCCCGUUGCUGAUGCUGUCGCUGCCCUCUCCUGUGAGGCCCUCAGGGCCGACCUUUCCUGUUUCAAUCUUACUGACUCUGGGGAUGGCUCCUUCGCUAAGGAUGACGUCGCUGUCGCCUCCGACUUCAAGGUCUUUUUCAGUGGUUCCAAAUUGGUCGUCAACAGCAAAAACCCUACUUCUGCUACCCCGGCCAUCUCCAGGAUACCUGCUGUCUAUGGCAAUUUUAGGGAAGUAUGCCGACUUCUGCACUAUAGGACACGUGUCCAGUUGAGCUGUGCAGCUUUCAGAGCUGGCAGUGCCGAAGCCAUGUCUACCGCUCUGUCAUCUCUGGCUCUGGCUCUUUACAAUUUAGCUGAUACCAGCUCCUCCCGAGCCAAGCUUCUCCUUGAUUCGCUUCCCUCUGACGAAUUACGCUCCAUUUUGGGAGCUCAGAGGUCCUCCAGCAAAAUUGAUUCCAUUAAACAACUCCUCUCUUAUUCUCAGGCGGCCCUAAUCGACAAGGAUUACAUUAGGUCUGUGCACCAGAUUUAUUGCUUGUUGGAGGCUGUCAGGAAGACUGUUUGUUGGGAGGCCACUGUAGCGUUUGUGUCCCUGGAAGGCGGUGGCAUAAUUGCAGCAGUUACCGAGAGCAAAAAUCCACCUCUUAGUGCUCCUACUGGUGCUGAUAAGAAAAAGGGUGAAAGGAGAAAAAAAGUUUUGGGGAAAGGAUCCUCAGCCUUGAUGCAGUUCAUCAAGGAAAGCUUGCUAAGUGGGGAUGGGGCGGCCAAUGAAACCAAUUCCAUCUCAGCUUCUACUUUAUUUGAGAAAUGGGCUCAAGAUUUUCUCUUUUUUUUGGACCCCCGUAACUCUAGAUUUGAGAUUUUACUGGAAAAACUGAAAGAUAUCGUGGCGAGCAAUGAAAGUCGAAGGCUCCCCAAGCUCCCCAAGGGAACGAGAGAUUUUGCAAAAGAACAGAUGACUGUAAGGGAGAAAGCCUUCUCAAUUAUUGUUGACGUAUUUAAGAGGCAUGGAGCCACAGCUCUUGAUACACCGGCCUUCGAAUUGAGAGAGACUCUUAUGGGAAAGUAUGGCGAAGACUCAAAGUUGAUUUAUGACCUUGCUGAUCAGGGUGGAGAACUUUGCUCGCUCCGUUAUGACCUGACUGUCCCAUUUGCCAGAUAUGUGGCUAUGAAUGGUCUUACAUCUUUCAAAAGGUAUCAGAUAGCAAAGGUGUACAGGAGGGAUAAUCCAUCUAAGGGAAGAUUUCGUGAAUUUUAUCAAUGCGAUUUUGAUAUUGCUGGUCAAUUUGAAAAAAUGGGGCCAGAUUUUGAGGUCAUCAAGAUACUGACUGAAUUGCUAAAUGAGCUUGAUAUUGGGGAUUAUGAGGUGAAAUUGAAUCAUCGAAAGUUACUAGAUGGUAUGAUGGCCAUAUGUGGGGUGCCACAGGAAAAAUUUAGAACUAUUUGUUCUAGCAUCGACAAACUAGACAAACAAUCUUUUGAGCAGAUAAAGAGAGAAAUGGUGAAUGAGAAGGGUUUAACUGAAGAGGUUGCAGAUGCAAUUGGCACAUUUGUUAAAGAACGGGGACCCCCCAUGGAACUGUUAUGUAAGUUGAAACGCAAGGGCAGUGAGUUCUUGGAGAACAUUGAAUCCCACCUUGCAUUGAACGAAUUGGAGAUCUUAUUCAAAGCUUUAGGAAAAGCUAAAUGCGACAGCAAAGUGGUUUUUGACUUGAGUCUUGCAAGAGGCCUUGAUUACUAUACUGGAGUCAUAUUUGAAGCUGUUUUUAAAGGGUCUACACAGGUUGGUUCAAUUGCUGCUGGGGGACGUUAUGACAACCUUGUAGGAAUGUUUGGCACAAAGCAGGUCCCUGCAGUUGGCAUCAGUCUAGGAAUAGAGCGAGUAUUUGUGAUAAUGGAACAGCUUCAGAAAGAUAGAAACGAGACGAUGCGGGCUACUGAAACUGAAGUCCUAGUGAGCAUUUUGGGCGAUGACCUGUCUUUGGGUGCUGAACUGGCAAGCGAACUUUGGGAUGCCAAAGUAAAAGCUGAGUACAUGUUGGAUAAAAGACUGAUGAAACACAUCGGACGUGCCAGAGAUUCGAGGAUCCCUUGGAUGCUAAUUGUUGGAGAAAAUGAACUUAGUCAAGGUGUAGUUAAAUUAAAAGAUGUCGUGGCCACUAAGGACUAUGAUAUACCUCGAAGUAGGCUUGUGGAGGAGGUCUGCAUGCGGCUAAAUAAAUAAAUUGUAAAAUUGCAGAUUCUGAUUAAUUGGGAAGCAAAUGCUAGGUUUUGUUACAUUGGGUUGAUGAUUGUGAAGCAAAUGCUGAUUAUUGAGAAGGAAGGGAUCCGUUUUUUUUUUCCUUGGAUCUUUCGGGCCUAUUGAGUUUGUGGUGGUGAUUGCUUACAUUGCUCGGCGGUUCAUUCUUUUACGGCUGAAAAUCGGCAUGUGUAGCUUUUGUAUUCAAAGAGAGACAGAGAAAUAAAGCCAGCCUUGUUCA